Messenger RNA from Penaeus monodon (black tiger shrimp), 1602 nucleotides. RefSeq names its product prostate stem cell antigen-like (gene atilla). Bases 151 to 486 code for a protein of 111 amino acids. NCBI's taxonomy places the organism in Eukaryota, Metazoa, Arthropoda, Malacostraca, Decapoda, Penaeidae. The record is from RefSeq and is a predicted model, not a curated record. The transcript has 4 exons.
CACGCAACGGCACCGAUCCAUUAGUGUAAGCAAGAGUGACGGCGCCUUGACAAAGGAGGCACCGCCAUUCGCCUCAGAAGGUGCUCGGAGAUCACGCCGCCACACACGCUCAACAGUUCGCUCUGCGUCUUUUAUUCCUUCACCAGCAACAUGAAGUUCGCCGUUGCCAUCUUACUCCUGACACUUAUUGCCGUGCAGUCAAGCGAGGCAAUAAAAUGCUACGAAUGCGCUACCGGCACCGAUUGCAAGAAGGAGGUCAAUUGCACAGGCGUUUGCACGAAAACGUCAACCACGACAGCCGGAGUGACUGUCUCUACUAAAGCCUGUUCUACAGUCAAGCUCGAGAACGGAUGCAAGGACUCCACCAUUGCAGGAGUCACUAGCAACAUCUGUGUGUGUGACUCCGACCUGUGCAACACCGGCGUCGCUAGUCAUGUUGCUAUUCCCCUCAUGAUCGUCGCUGCUCUCCUUGGUCGCCUCAUGUAAAAAAAGAAAAAAAAAAAGUUUCCAUGUAGAAUUCGUCUGAGGGAGAGGUUAUUUUUUUUGUUUUUAUUUAUUUUUAUCUACUUUUAUGCUUGUGUUUCCUUUCUUCUUUCUUGACUUCUGUCUGGUGGUGUAUGCGGAUCUGUUUUCAAAGUAUGUUGGAUAUAUAUAUAUAUAUAUAUAUAUAUAUAUAUAUAUAUAUAUAUAUAUAUAUAUAUAUGUAUGUAUGUAUAUGUGUAUUUAUGAUGAAAGAUAUGAUAACCUGGUGGUCUAAGUCAAAAUAAAUAACUAUCUGCAAAUCUACAGAUAGACGAAUAUCAUUUACUUCACUAACUAGUUAAGUAUGAAGUAUGUAAGUUCUCAAAAGCAGUGUAGAAAUCCUAAUUCUGUCGAUAUUUACAAGUGCCUUAACUUUUUCUUUUCUUUUGUCUUUUUUCUUACCUUCUCCGUUUUCAAAUCAUGGAUAUCCAGCGCCCUCUGCCACGCACUGCAUUUUUGCCAUCAUCAUAAUGAAAUCUGACUUUGUUUAUAUUAUUCCCAGCUGAUUCUUUGAAGACACUCGGUGGCAAAGAGACACACUCGCUGCCCUCAGUUUCAGCAGUGUGUCUGUGUCAAGCCAGGUGCACUGUGUCCUUUGCCUUGCUCAUCACAUAUUUUCGCUUAUCAUGAACUCGAGAGGAUAAUCACGGAUUUCAUUAGCAAAAUUAUCCAACGAUUAUGCGGAUGAUCUAACAACAGACGGUCUAGGCUUUACACACAGUAAAACAACAAGAACAACAUAAUCUGCGGUGAACAAGACAGUGAGAAGAAGAAAAAAGAAGAUAAAUCUGUAAACAAAAUAAAUGUAGAAAUACCCAAUCUCUAACGCUUGUCUUCUCAGCCAACAACUAAGGAACAGAGACGCGUUAAAUUCAACAAAAUUUUCUCCUGGCUACGCAAAUUUCUCAAAACAAGUUGAUCGCCAAGUAAAAAAAAAAGCUGGCGUCUCCUCUGAGAUAGAUAAAUACAUAUGAUUGGAAAUAAAUAAAAAUAGCAAGAUUCUAACAAGGACUCCUCCUGUUACAUCAUCGUCAUAGUCGGUGAUUCUGAUGAUGACAUGUCUUUCAAACUUUCAAGGAA